GUUAAAUCAGCUGACCCUGUCUUCCAAGUGUCAAAUGCGUAUUUAUAAAUAACGUAGGGUACAAGUGCAUCGCGAGUUGAGUUACUUUUUAGUAACGAAACGUCAAAAUGGUAGAUAUGAAAAGUAAUGUGAGCUUUGCAUGCCAGCGAUGUCUGCAGCCGCUCAGACUAGACCCAAGUUUCUAUCAUCUCGGGGAGCACACGUUAGCAGAACUUUCACUUCCCAUACAACAACAAGUGGUAGGGGAAAUAGAGCCUCAAAGUGGGAGUAUGGAACAUCUUGUUCCCCCAUUUAGAUUAACAGAAUCUGCAAAUGGAACUAAUGGAUUUAUGUUAGUUGGUGAUUCUGGGGAAACAGAAAGCCUCAGCCACCAUUUGAAGGUGCGGGCUACAUUGUUUGAUAUUCUCAGUAGUAGUAGUUCGGCUGAUCAUCCACUUUGUGAUGAAUGUACAGAUAGUCUUUUGUUGUUAAUGGAUCAGCAAUUGAGAAUGACAGAAGGAGAAUGGUCAGACUACAACGAAUACUUAAAGAAACUAGAAAUAGAGCAACAACAACAUGGACACGAGGAUAUUGAAAUGGAGACACUUACAAAAGAGCUUCAGGAUGUUAAAUCAGAGGAAGAAAGAAUGAUAAAUGAAUUAGAGGCACUAAAGAAGGAAGAAAUUGCAACUAGAAAUGCUAUAGCUCAACAAGAAAGGGAAAGGGAAAGACUACAAAGUGAAGAAGAAAGGUAUUGGAAGGAGUAUUCCAAACAUAAAAGAGAUCUCAUAUUAGCUGAGGAUGAGUAUCGCAGUCUGGAGUGCCAAUUAGCCUAUGCAGCUUCUCAGCUAGAAAGACUGAAGAAAACAAAUGUUUUCAAUGCUACAUUUCAUAUUUGGCACUCAGGACAUUUUGGAACUAUAAAUUCCUUCCGUUUAGGCAGAUUGCCAAGUGCACCGGUUGACUGGAGUGAAAUAAAUGCUGCUUGGGGACAGACUACAUUGUUGUUAACAUCUUUGGCUCGUAAAAUGAAUCUCACAUUCAAACGAUUCCGUUUAGUGCCAUUUGGUAAUCAUAGUUACAUUGAAGCUUUAGACCAACACAGAGAACUUCCCUUGUAUGGAAGUGGAGGAUUUAAAUUUCUGUGGGACACAAAGUUUGAUGCAGCAAUGGUUGCCUUCUUAGAUUGCUUGCAACAAUUUAAAGAACAGGUGGAAAAAGGGGAUAGUGGAUUCUGUCUGCCAUACAGAAUGGAUCGUGGAAAAAUAGAAGAUUCUGCAACAGGCAACUCUUAUUCCAUCAAAAUCCAAUUUAAUUCGGAAGAACAGUGGACAAAGGCACUAAAGUUUCUUUUGACAAAUUUAAAAUGGGGUCUUGCAUGGGUUAGUUCCCAGUUCACAAAAGAUGAGGCUGAGCAUUAACACGACAUCAAUUUAUC
Dufourea novaeangliae is the source of this 1417-nucleotide messenger RNA. It is a transcript of the gene Atg6, whose product is annotated as beclin-1-like protein. Bases 108 to 1400 code for a protein of 430 amino acids. The record is from RefSeq and is a predicted model, not a curated record. The transcript is spliced from 5 exons. Gene Ontology annotation, cellular component: phagophore assembly site; phosphatidylinositol 3-kinase complex, class III, type II; phosphatidylinositol 3-kinase complex, class III, type I. NCBI's taxonomy places the organism in Eukaryota, Metazoa, Arthropoda, Insecta, Hymenoptera, Halictidae. Gene Ontology annotation, biological process: autophagy; autophagosome assembly; cellular response to nitrogen starvation.